Messenger RNA from Brugia malayi, 282 nucleotides. RefSeq lists its product as uncharacterized. The record is from RefSeq and is a predicted model, not a curated record. The transcript has 3 exons. The coding region runs from base 1 to 282 and encodes 93 amino acids. NCBI's taxonomy places the organism in Eukaryota, Metazoa, Nematoda, Chromadorea, Rhabditida, Onchocercidae.
AUGAAUUCAAGUGUAUCAAAGAGUGAUAGAGGUUGUGUAAUAUUUGAUCAUAUUUUCUUUUUUGUGGCAUUUUUUGCAACAAUUAUCGAUUUAAUUUCAUGCAAUCCACGACAAGAAAUUUGUAUACCACAUAACUGUCCCGAAGAAACUGAUUAUGUAUACUACACAUGCUGUGAAAAUCAGUGUUGUCAACGAUGGCGAGCAUGGGUUGUACCUGCUUUAUUUGCAUCAACCGCUUUCACUCUGGGUGCGUUCUUUGCAUUUUGCUUUCAAUGCCGUUGA